GAAGGAUCGGAAUGCUGGCUCUGGUCAUACAUAGCCCAGUUUAUCCUUACUCGACAUGGCGUCGUGCUCAUGCGUCCAACUGUCAUCAUCCCGGUUCGUGCAGUUGCAAUCCGCACGGCGGCCACGCAAGGGAUUGCAAAUCCUUCGGGGGCUGCAUGUGACCCACGCUUGUCCUACCUGGGUUAUCAAUCUGGUAUUCCGUACGGAGUAGGCUGGUGUAUUCGAUAGGUCAAGUGAUGGGGAUCCUGGUUAAUGGCGGUUCAUGCGGUUCUACUUUGUUGUGAUGU
Aspergillus ibericus CBS 121593 is the source of this 287-nucleotide messenger RNA. RefSeq lists its product as uncharacterized. The record is from RefSeq and is a predicted model, not a curated record. NCBI's taxonomy places the organism in Eukaryota, Fungi, Ascomycota, Eurotiomycetes, Eurotiales, Aspergillaceae. The coding region runs from base 70 to 228 and encodes 52 amino acids. The transcript has a single exon.